Scylla paramamosain (green mud crab) is the source of this 2202-nucleotide messenger RNA. RefSeq lists its product as uncharacterized. NCBI's taxonomy places the organism in Eukaryota, Metazoa, Arthropoda, Malacostraca, Decapoda, Portunidae. The record is from RefSeq and is a predicted model, not a curated record. The transcript has 5 exons. Gene Ontology annotation, cellular component: mitochondrion. Bases 106 to 1428 code for a protein of 440 amino acids.
GAGUUGGCAACUGCCUGGCAAGCAGGUAGACAACACCCCGCGGCACUUCUCCAGAUGGUAGUAUCACCACUGAGGCGUGUGGCACUAUUGUAAGCGGACGGCAAGAUGGCUAUGGCGGCGCUGAAGGGACUGCAAGGUGGAAGGGUCUUGGCUGGGACCUCUACACCUACGAGACACAUGCACACAUUAACCACAGAAACACCACAGCUAAAACAGCAGACUCAGCAGAGGAAGAAGAUGCACCAGAUUCUGAGUUCUGCUCAUAUCCCAGGAACUGCUCACAUCUCCAUGCCUCCCAAUGUUGAGGAGCUGCAGGCCUCAGAAAAGGCUCGCUUCUCUCCACGCCGCAAUCGUGAUGUAUCUUCCAAAUUAAAUCAAGUUGGUGGUGUCUUUGGAGCAAAGUUCAUGAGCACUCAAGGAACCCAUGAAGCUGCAUUCAACAAUAGCUCUCACCCAAUUGACUCCCAUUCUGAUAUAUAUGAUUCUCGCAUCACUGUCUCACUAUCAUCAGUCAUGCAAACAAAUGUUCCAAAGCCAUAUGGAAUCACUGGCAAGGCCCCAGUCCACCUAAACAUGCCAGGUGGCCAGUGGGCUCAGGAUGAGAAAUAUAUUUCUGGUGAUCUUCACACCUUCCAUCACUCAAACAUCUCUUCAAAAAAGAAUCCAGGUACUACCUACCAUAUCCUUAGCUGUUUGAGGCACUGUAUGCCUGUUAAACAUGCUAAUGUGCCAAGAUUGAGUGGAUCUAACACACUUUAUGGUGAUGGUGCUGGUAGUGUAGACUAUGUAAACUGUGUCAGGCUGUCUGUCAGUCCUAGCAAAGUCUGCCUUCUAUCUAACAAAGCCAUUGGAGAACAUUUAAUCAAAAGGUCAUUUGGGUGUAAGUUUUUCCACAAGAGUGCAGUCAGCAACAUCCAGCAAAGUCAUACCUGUGACAGCAAGACCAUAGACACACCUGAGCUUCAGCUGACCCCUAGGCAGAAGCUGCAGCGAGCAGUAAAAGAAUAUGGAGCAACGGUCAUUGUUUUCCAUGUCAUGAUCUCUCUAGCUUCCCUAGGGAUAUGCUACCUUCUGGUUUCUAGUGGAGUAGACAUGAGUGGUGUGAUCCAGAGUCUAGGUAUUAGCUUGGGCCAUGUGGGUGAGGGAGCUGCAGACAUGCCAGCCCCAAGCAAAUCUCCAGCUGUGGAAAUCCUUGAGCAGGACUCCAGCAGCACAACGGCUCCUAAACAAACAACUGUUGAAGAAUUUGAUAGAAUAGAUGUCAACACAAAGAGAGCAGCUGGAGCUGCCACCUUUGUAGUGGCUUAUGCUGUUCACAAGGUGUUUGCUCCAGCCCGAAUAGCUGUGACACUCACUGCAACACCAUUUAUAGUAAGGUAUUUAAGAAAGAUUGGAUUUUUGAAACCUCCCAAAACUAAAGUGAAAUAAUCAUUCUCCAUCUUUGUAGUAAAAAUAUAUUUAGGAUGCUGAAACAGAAUAUUAUUGUACGGUUUUUUACAGUAACUGUGCAGAAGAUGAAUGAUAACUGUAAAAACUGAUUAGGUGCUCAUUGCAAGCCCAUAUUUCUUCUGAUAAGUCUGAGCUCUGCCUGUUUUAGGCCAAGCUGAUCUUAGGCUCAAUUGCUGAACAUUUCAAAUUUCCAAACCCAAAAGAUUUAAGUGACUAAUAUUUUUAAAACAAUCAUUAGCAUACACAAUAGUUAAGAACUUCUGAAAUUAUAUAAGCCCUGACUUAUUAGUAUGAUUAUAUAGGCUUACAUAUUUUCCUUUUUAUACAGCUAUAUAAUAGUGAUAUAACAUAAGGUUUAUGUAUUGUAUGUAAAAAUGUAAACAUGGUCAGUGUGAGCUUAAAAUGUUUGAAUGGUGGGAAUUGGCAUGUGAUUCAUUUUAGUAUGUAAUUCAGUAAUGUGUAUGACCUUACCCUUCCAAAUUGAUUUUUGAGGGAAUGAUGUUUCAUUAAUUACAAUCAUACAGUCCAACUCAGAUAAAAAAAAAAAAGUAGAUGAAUCCAUUUACAUUAAUUAUAAGGGGUGGGAGGAGAGAGAGAGAGAGAGAGAGAGAGAGAGAGAGAGAGAGAGAGAGAGAGAGAGAGAGAGAGAGAGAGAUUGUAGUGGGUAUAGAGCAAUGGUUAGUGGCAUGAGAAUAUAUACAACUAAAAUUUUUUGUAAUUUCAAUCUUUAUAAAUAUAUAUAACAAAAAUGGC